Molecule: messenger RNA, 9096 nt
Organism: Cotesia congregata
Lineage: Eukaryota; Metazoa; Arthropoda; Insecta; Hymenoptera; Braconidae
Source: the annotation of a GenBank genome assembly
AUGGUGUGGGAGAAUACCGGGCGCUAUCGGCCCGGACUUAUUCUGUGGCUUUUUAUAAUCCUAAUUCACUACACUUAUUCUGCCCCGGUAUACGAUGAGGAUACUACGCAAGUCGCAGAAUAUGAAAAUACAGGGUGUUACUACAAUUUCCAAUACUACGACGAAGGAGAAAGGAUAAUCACAAACGAGCCAUGUUUGAAUUGUACAUGUCACAAUCGAAUGCUGAUGUGUUAUCUGCGAGUCUGUCCAUUCACAAAAGCAAUUGGCCAGGAUUGCAAAGUUGAAAAGCGACCAGACCAAUGUUGCCCGGCGAUAACCUGCCCAGAAGUCCCAGUACACUUGCUAACAUCGACAACCAGCGCACCUACAUCGGAAAUCGAUCAGCAAACCUCGACGGAGCUUGGAUUCCCCGACAACUAUGGUUGUACUGUCGAUAAUAAAUUUUACGCAGACGGUGUCCAAAUGCCCGGCAAUCCUAAUAAUCCUUGCGAGUUGUGCUACUGCAUCCGGAAUCGUACGACCUGUCUCAUGCAGGAAUGCACGCUUAAAGUCGUAGGCUGCAAACCUGUUUAUCAUCCAGGAAUAUGUUGUCCAGUCAAAUACAAUUGUGACUACGAAGACAACUUGCUGACAACGACCCAGCCAACUGGACUGAUCAUGACAACAACUCCAUCUCCAAGUGUCGACUCACCACAGUGUUAUCACGAGGGCAAAUACUACCAAGACGGACAGCUGAUUUAUUCAAAACAACCUUGCCAACACUGCUACUGUUUCCAUCGUGAUAUUGCGUGUGUUGUUCAGGAUUGCGGUACUCCGAUGAAGACACACGGAAAGAAUUGCACCGCUUUGCCACCACCAGAAGGCCAAUGUUGCCCGACCACGUACGAGUGCGAAGACGAACCAGCAACACAGGACCAACAGACCGGACUGGAUGAGAACGCGAUACUUCCCACGCAAGCUACCUUACCGGUGGAUGAUCAGCAGACGCAAAAAGUAGAAGGAUUCCCAGGAGCUAACAACGCGAUCCCGCAAGAUGAUAAGGUCACCGGGGUGACGGAUGAUAAUUUAUCAACAGUAAUGGAAUCUACGGAGACUACCUUACCGGAAAGCAAUGAAGUGCCUAAAGAAACUUCAGGAGUCACGCAUGCGGAUCAAGUUACGGAAGCGACUGAAAAACCAGACGUUAUGAGUUCUACUGAUAAACCAAUGACUGGAGUUCCUGCUCGCAGUGAAGAUCAGAUCCCGACUGAAGCUGAUAAGCCAGAGACUACUGUAUCGCCAGGGGAGAUUGCUACUACGCCUGAGGAUAAAACUGUAGAGGACAAACCUGAAGUGGUUACUAAGGUUGGGGAAGAUAAUGAGAUUCCUAUAGUUGAGACCAAGCCGGAGGAUACUUCAGAAGCUACAAAGGUAACGGAGGAAGGUUUGAAGGUUACUGAAGGUCAAGCUGAAGAAAAGCCUGAAGGACAGCAGACAGAAUCACCAGCUUUCAGCCCAGCAGUCUUGGAUGAAGAGAUUCCGACCCAGGGACCUCCUGGAAUUGAUGUCUCAACCAGGAGACCAGUUACAAAGGCUGAAGACAAGGACGCUGUGACGGAAGAUAACUUGCAGAUGACUGAAGGUCCAAUUGUUGAAGGAUUGGGCACUGAAUCUGAUAGCCAGGUCACGGAAAAGCCGGUGGUGACUGAAAAGAGUGACGAGCAAGGAAUGGAAGUGACGGAAAGCUCGGAGAAGAAAGCAGAAAGUGGAAAACCUGAGGAAGAAGCGACUACUGUUGGAUCUACGGAGGAUAAAAUUGAAGAAGAAGCACCCACGAAGGGUUUAGAGGUCAGUGGGGAGCAGAGUUCAGAAGAAACAAGCUCGGAAAUGCCGACUAAGGAAGGAAAACCGGUUGAUUCUUCGGAGGAAGAAGAGAGCAGCUCAGAGGUGUCUAUGGAGGAGUUUACAACUUCCAAGCCAGCUGAAACCAGUUCCAGUUUGCCGGAAGGCGAGGUUACGGAAAAAACAGAGGAGCAAGCUACUGAAAAACCGGAAAGUCCAGUUGAGAGUCAGACCCAAGCUUCUGAGGAACCCAGUGAGCAGGCUACGGAGUCACCGGUUUUGGUAGGUGACGGAGAGAAGCCAGAGGGUGAUGGAUCUACUGCUGCUUCGAUGCCGGAAGAUAAGCCAGAAGAAAUUGAGACCCCGACUACUGAGAGGCCUGAGGAGGAGGAGGAGAAGGAGAAAGAAGAGAAACCAGUUGCUGAGGAGGAAGGAUUGAAACCAACGGAACAGUCGAUUGAGGGUGAUAAAGAUGAGCAGAAGACUGAGGGACCGAUUGUAGGAGAACCAGUGCCGACAGAAGCUCCAAAGGAUGAUCAAGUCACUGAAAGUGAUCAGAUUACUGAGAAACCGACGAAAGGUGACCAGGAGACUGAAGCUCCGGUGGAGCAUGGAACUACUGAGGCUACUUCUGAUGAGAAGACUGAAGAACCUGAGAUGAAACCUUCGGAAGCUCCAGAAGAGUCUACUACUCCAGUGGUUGAAACGUCUAGUCCCCAGGAAGAAUUAGUUACGCCUUUGGAAGCGUCUAGUGAAGGUACUGUGAAACCGGAGGGUUCUGAGGCGACGGAGAAGUCAGAAGAAGCUGAAAUUAAACCUACGGAGGCGUCUGUGACCGAAAAAGCUGCUGAAGAAACUGAACAAGAAGCUACUCCAGUUUCUGUUACUGAAAAACAACCAGGUGAUGAUGAAAAAGAACCUGAAACUUCAGUCAAGCCUGAAGAACCUGCCGAAGAAAGCACUCAGCCUUCGGUGGUGACUUCGGAAACUGCUACUGAAUCAGCUGGACCUACAUCUUCAGAAUCUACGGUAACUGAAGCUCCAACAUCACCGGAAGAUUCUAUAACUGAUGCUCCUGAAUCAGCAACAAAGGCAACUGAAGCAGGUGAAAAACCAGCAGUGACGGAAACACCUGAAAGUGAAGAACCAGUAGUGACGGAAAAAUCUGAAGGUAAAGAACCAGCAGUGACGGAAAAAUCUGAAGGUGAAAAACCAGCAGUAACGGAAGCAUCUGAAGGUGAAGAGUCUCCAGCGACCAAAGCUCCUGAAACUGUUGAGGAAACAGCGGCUACUAGCACUCCUGAAGCUGCAGAGGAACCAUCGGUCACUAAAUCUCCUGCAGCUGAAGAAGAACCAUCAGCUACGACAGCUCCUGAAGCUGCAAAAGAACCCUCAGCAACUCAAGCCCCUGAAUCUGUAGAGGAACCAUCAGCUACUAAAGCUCCUAAUUCUGUAGAGGAACCAUCAGCUACUAAAGCUCCUGAAUCUAUGGAGGAACCAUCAGCUACUGAAGCUCCUGAAGCUGAAAAGGAACCGUCGGUCACUACAUCUCCUGAAACUGAAGAGGAACCAUCGGCUACUGAAGCUCCUGAAGCUGAAAAGGAACCUUCAGCAACUGAAGCUCCUGAAUCUGUAGAAGUAUCAUUAAUUACUAAAGCUCCUGAAUCUAUAGAGGAACCAUCGGCGACUACAGCUCCUGAAUCUCCAGAAGAACCAUCGACCACUGAAUCUCCUGAAGCUGAAGAGAAACCAUCAGCUACUACAGCUCCUGAAGUUGAAGAAAAACCCUCAGCUUCUCCAGCCCCUGAAUCUGUAGAGGAACCAUCAGCUACCACAGCUCCUGAAUCAGCAGAGGAACCAUUAGCUACUACAGCUCCUGAAACUGAAGAAACUAUUACCAAAGAACGAGAAUCAGCUGAACCUACUUCAACCAAAGCUCCCGAAUCUGUAGAAGAACCAUCAAGCACUCAAACUCCUGAAUCUGUAGAGGAACCUGCAAUCACAAAGUCUCCUGAAUCAGUUGAAGAACCAGCAGCGACAACAGCUCCAGAAUCUUCUGAGCCAGAAGCUACUAAAGCUCCUGAAUCAGCAGAACCUGCAGUGACAGAAGUUCCAUUAAGUCCUGAAGUUGAAAAACCUUCUGAAGAACCUCAAAGUUCUGAGUCACCUGCUCCCGAAACUGUAACUGAAUCAGCUCAAGCACCAACGGAACCAAGUGAGGAACCUGCACCAGUUGACAAGACUCAAGAAGAGCCUAUUCCAGUAACUGUCCAAGUACCCGAGGAAAAACCAACCGACGCUUCAUCUCCUGAAAAAGAUGCAACUCAAGGACCAACCGACGCUUCAUCUCCUGAAAACGAAGCAACUCAAGGACCAACAGAAGCUUCAUCUCCUGAAAAAGAAGCAACUCAAGCACCAACGGAAGCUUCAUCAACUGAAACUAGUCCAGAAAGCGAAUCGACUGAAACUCCAGAAAAAACUACCCAAGAUUCAGGACCUGUAGGAAUUCCCGGCGAAGGAAGUUGUCUUGUUGACGGUCAAACUUUUAACAACAACUCAGCAAUUCCACCAGUAAACCCUUGCCAAUUGAGCUGCAAGUGCGUUAGCAGUAUUGUUCAAUGUGAAUCAGUGCAGUGUUCGCCUCCUCCUAGCCACAUGACCAACUGCAUGCCUGUCCACUCUCCAGAGAAUACUUGCUGCCCGAUGUACUCUUGCACCAACGAAGCUUCUACAGAAACCCUUCAGGUGGACAACCAGAUGUCUGAAGACCACACUCCAGUUUACCAAAAACCAGACUCUGAAUCUUCCACAAAUGCUCCUGAAGGAAUAAAACCAGAUGAAGCUUCUUCUCCAGCUCCAGAGGGAUCUACGACUCAAGCAACGACUGAUAGCGAGACUGUUGUUGUCACUGCCGAAGAAGCGGAGGCUCCUAAAGAAGAAAUUCCUGAACCUGCGAAGCCAGUUGAACCCAGUGAAGAAACACCGGUUCUAGUGAAGGAAAGUUCUGCUACUUCAGCACCAGAGGCUGAGACGACUGCCACUAUUGACACUCGUGUCAAGGAAGAAGAAGCCACCAAGGCUCCUGUGGAAGAAGUGACCUCAGCAGCUACGGAGAAAGAAGAAACCGUAACGGCAACUCCGGAUCAAGCGCCAGAGGAACCAACUAAGAACACUCAAUCCGAAGAAUCGGCUCCAACUCAAGCUACGACUCAUGAGGAACCAUCUUCGAAGGCUCCGGAAGAACAAACUGAAGCUACUGCUGUAACUCACGCUGAAGAGGCUACAUCCAAGCCGGUAGAGGAAACUACAACUGCUCAAGAGUCCAGUCCAAUCACUAAAGAGUCAACGGAGGCCCCUCAAGAGGCUACGCAGACACCUACUGCUCAUGAGACGGAAGAAGCUUCUACGGAAGCUCCAACAGAAAUUUCAAAUGACGUUCCAAGUGUAGAAUCGACCACUGCUAGUGAAGCGGCUCAAGAGAAAACAACAGUCACUCCUGAAACACCUGCGGAAAAGAAAACUGAAGCUCCUAAAGAAGUCACUGAAGCUCCAAUUUAUGAAGAAACAAUGGCUCCAUCGGCUGAAACUGAGAACCCAGUUGAGACUACUGCGAGUGUAGAAACCAAGGAACCGGAAAGUACUGAUGAAGCUACAACAGCCUCUCCAGCGAUUACAGAAGGCCAGUCAACUGAAGCUAGUCCAGAAGAGAAACCAACAGAAUCGACUCCAAGUGAAACUUCUGCUCCAGCAGAGGCUACUGAGGCUCCAGAAAUCAAAAUACAAGAUCAAACUUCACCGUCAGUGAAUGCAGAAACUACUGCGGUACCGUCAGCUGAGCCUGAGGAUGAACACAAAGAUUCAGCGGCUGAAGAAAUGCCAUCUACUGUUUCAGAAGAAGCUCAGACGAAGAAAUCGUCUACAGAACCUGCUCAAACUGAAGCACCAUCGCAAGAGACGUCGACUGAAGGAGUCAAGGAAACUUCUGAGGCUACGGAAAGUUCAAUUGAAGCUUCAACAGAAUUGCCCAAGGCUUCUACUGAGGAAACGCUUGAAGUGACGUCACCGGAGUCUGUUGACACGACGAAAACUGCGGAAGAAGUUACUGCAGGCUUAACUGAGAAACCAGGAGAUGAAACUACAGUAGGAGUUGAAACCAAGGAACCAGAAAGUACUGAUGAAGCUACAACAGCCGCACCAGUGAUUACAGAAAGCCAGUCAACUGAAGCUAGUCCAGAAGAAAAACCAACAGAAUCUGAUCUAAGUGAAACUUCUGCUCCAGCAGAGGCUACUGAGACUCCAGAAAUCAAAAUACAGGAUCAAACUUCACCGUCAGUGAACGCAGAAACUACUGCAGUGCCUUCAGCUGAGCCAAAGGAUGAACACAAAGAUUCGACGGCUGAAGAAGUGCCAUCUACUGUUUCAGAAGAAACUCAAACGGAAAAAUCAUCUACAGAAGCUGCUCAAACUGAAGCGUCAUCGCAAGAAACGCCGACUGCAGGAAUCAUGGAAACUUCUGAGGCUACGGAAAGUUUAAUUGAAGCUUCAACAGAAGUCCCUAAGGCUUCUACUGAGGAAACGCUUGAAGUAACUUCACCGGAGUCUGUUGACACGACGAAAGCUACGGAAGAAGUUUCUGUAGGAUCCAGUGAGAAACCUGCUCAAGAAGCGACUCCAACUGAGAAACCUGAAGAAACUACUGUGACUGCAGAAGCUACGACGGCAAAGAGUGAAGAAAAGCCAGAGGUUGACCAACAGGUUCCUGUGAUUGUGACAUCAGAGCAACCUGAAGAAGAAAAGAAACCUGAGGAAGAAGCGAAACCUGAGGAAGAAGCGAAACCUGAGGAAGAAGCGAAACCUGAGGAAGAAACGAAACCUGAAGAAGAAUCAAAACCGGAGAGUACUCCUGAAGAAUCUUCAGACAAACCUGAGGAAGCAGUAACUGAAAGCUCAACUGAAUCGGCUCCAGAAGUUACUGAAGGUUUGAUAAUACCUGUAGCGAUAAACAAAACCGCGAUUCCAGAACCUGAAGAAGCUAAACCAACUGAUGCCUCUGCUACGGAAGGUGAAGUUACGAUAGACACCAAGAUUGGUGCAGAGACUACUGAACCUGAGAAAGAAAUCACGCAAGUUAUGGACCAAACUACGGUGUCUUCGAAGGAAGUUACGAGUGAUACAUCACCAACUACUCCUGCUGUAACGGAAGCUCCGGUUGAAGAGUCUACUGAAGCUCCUAAAGAAGAUAAACCUGAAGAACCUAAGCCUGAAGAAGAGAAACCUAUUGAAAGCAUGACUGAAGAACCUGAAAGUCCAGUAGAAGCUACUUCGACGACAUCUGUCAGCCAGGAAGCUGAAGCUACUUCAACUCCAUUGGAAGCUUCUACUGUAGCUGCUGAAUCAAGUGAGACGCCAGAAAAGACUCCGGAAGACAAAGUAGAGUCGACAACACUUUCUAGUCCUGAAGAAUCUCCUGUAGAUGACGGUAAGUUAGAUAAACCUGAAUCUACGCCGGAAGAACCUGAAGCUAAGCCAGAAGCUGAGUCUAAGCCUGAAGAAGAAACAUCUGCUGAACCUGAGACCAAGCCUGAAGAUGAGAAACCUACGGAACAACCUGAAGAUGCCAAACCAUUGGAACCUGAAGCUAAGCCUGAAGAGCCUGUGGCCAAACCUGAACAACAACCGACAGAACUUCCUGAAGAAAAGCCCAGUGAACCUGAGAUUAAGCCUGAAGAUGUGACACCUACGGAAGAAACAGAUGAUAAACGAGUAGGACCUGAAAGUAAACCUGAGGAAGACAAGCCUGCAGAACCUGAGGUUAAGCCUGAAGAUGAUAAACCUGCGGAACAACCUGAAGCUAAACCUGAAGAGGAACCAAAACCUGAAAAAUUGCCUGAAAGCAAACCAGAAGAACAAAUUCCUGUAGAAACUAAACCAGAAGAACCAACGACAGAUGAAGGCAAACCAGAAGAACAGGUUCCAGUAGAACCUAAACCAGAAGAACAAAUUCCAGUUGAGGCUAAGCCAGAGAAACCAACAAAAGAAACGAAACCAGAGGAACCAGCGGAAGAAACUAAACCAGAAGAACAAGUUCCAGUAGAACCUAAACCAGAGGAACAAAUUCCAGUUGAGGCUAAACCAGAGGAACCAACGGAAGAAACUAAACCAGAAGAACAAAUUCCGGUUGAAGCUAAACCAGAAGAACAAGUUCCAGUAGAAACUAAACCAGAGGAACAGGUUCCAGUUGAAGCUAAGCCAGAAGAACCAUCAACAGAAGCUAAACCAGAGGAACAAGUUCCAGUAGAAGCCAAACCAGAAGAACAAAUUCCAGUAGAAGCCAAACCAGAGGAACAAAUUCCGGUUGAAGCUAAACCAGAAGAACAAGUUCCAGUAGAACCUAAACCAGAAGAACAAAUUCCAGUAGAACCUAAACCAGAAGAACAAAUACCAACAGACCAACAACAGGAACAGAAACCAGACUCGAUUGACCAAAUACCAACCGGACAAGAAGAAGAAAUUCCUCAGCAACCCAUACCAAACCCGACCUACCUCCCAGGUUCUCAAGAACAAGAACAGGAACCAAUGAGCCCCAUCGAACACGACGUCCUCCAGCAACACGUCCCAGAACCAAUUUCUUCAACCCCAGAACCAGACCACUCCAGUUCACUGGCGCCCCCAACUCCCGACUACCCCGAACAAACCGUGACCGGCGAAGACAACCCCCACUUCCCAGUAAACGCAGGCAGCUACCUGAACCCCGACGAAGAAGACUACGACGAAGAUGACCAAGCAGUCUACGGACCAGGAACCUGUCGUUUCGGCGGCAAGGUCUACGUCUCAGCUCAGCAGAUUCCUCGAGACGAUCCUUGCGACUUCUGCUUCUGCUUCCGCAGUGACAUAAUCUGUCUUCAGCAGAGCUGUCCUCCACCAAUUCCUGGGUGCCACGAGGAACCGAUCAGCGGGUUCUGUUGUCCCAGGUACGAGUGCCACGUAUCCAUGGCAACUUCGCUGAACAUCACGACGACCACCACGACGACAACGACAACCUUGCCACCUCACUUCCUGUCGCAUCCUUACAAAGGUGCGGCCAAAAGAAGUGGAUGUCUUAUUGACAAAAAAGCGUAUCGCGUCGGCGAAACCAUCCAGUCGGCUUCUGGGCCUUGCCUCAAAUGCACUUGCGGAAGCGAUGGAAACAUGGAAUGUAAUCCUCAAACAUGCACUCCAGAGCCAAUGAUCAGAAGAAUGAUCGCAACUUCCACUGCCAAGAGACGACGAAGAUGA